GCAGAUUUAUUAAACUCAAGUGAAGGAGUUCAACAGAGGAGCAGCAUACAAUGGGUGGAUUACCCAGUCGUCAAAAGCCUGGGUACACAAGAUCAUUACCAUCUAACACGCCUGAGAAACUAAACACGACUGAAAAUAUCUUUACUGAGCGACAAAACGCGCCUGAAAGCGUCUUUACUGUGCGACAAAACACGACUGAAAGAAUCUUCACUGUGCAAUCAAACACGACUGAAAGUGCCUUUAGUGAACGAUCAAACAAACCUGAAAGUUCCAUUACUGAGCGACUAAUCACGCCAAAAAAUGCCUUUACUGAGAGACCGAAUACGCCGGAAGUCUUAACUGUGCGAGUAAACACGCCCGAAAGUGCCCUUACUGAGCGACCAAACUCGCUCGAAAGUUCCUUUACUGAAAGACCAACCACGCCUGAAAGUAUUGUGCGGCCAAAGACGACUAAAAGUGCCCUUACUGAGCGACUAAACUCCCUCGAUAGUACCUUUACUGAGCGAUCGAACACGCCGGAAUGUGCUUUUACUGUGCGACCAAAUACGACUGAGAGUACCUACACUGAUCAUGAGCCACCAACCACGCCUGAAAGCCCCUUUACUGAGCAACAACACAGGUCUGAUAGUACCUUCACUGAGCGAUCAUCCUCAUCGGAUAGUACCCUUACUGAGCGACCAUCCUCAUCUGAUAGUACCCUUACUGAGCGACCAUCCUCAUCUGAUAGUACCCUUACUGAGCGACCAUCCUCGUCUGAUAGUACCCUUACUGAGCGACCAUCCUCAUCUGAUAGUACCCUUACUGAGCGACCAUCCUCGUCUGAUAGUACCCUUACUAAGCGACCAUCCUCAUCUGAUUGUACCCUUACUGAGCGACCAUCCUCGUCUGAUAGUACCCUUACUGAGCGACCAUCCUCGUCUGAUAGUACCGUUACUGAGCGACUAUCCUCGCCGGAAAGUACCUUUAUUGAGCGACUAAAUGCAUUAUCGACUGAUAGUACCUUUACUGAGCGACCAUCUUUGCCUGAUAGUACCAUUACUGAGCAACCAGAUGCAUCUUUGUCUGAAAGUACCUUUACUAAGCGACCAUUUGCAUCCUUGCAAUCAUUCUCGUCUGAUAGUGCCUUUUCUGAGCGACCAACUACACCUGAUAGUAGCAUUUCUGAUAGUGACAGUUUUGAGGAAACACAUUCUUCAUUUUCAUCCGGGUUUUCUAAGAACAAUUUGCCAAGGUUUGAUAACGGAGAGAUAGAACAAGUCAGUGAACACAAUUUUCGAACUUCGGUGUUAAAGAUUGGAGCCAAAAGUGGAUUAACAAUUGGUUCUUUGAAAAUCGGAAGAAGUUGUGCAAGGAUACAUGAUUAUGACGUACAAGUAGGGAACAGAUUCUCUACAACACUUUUCAAACAAAUGGAGGUAAUUCCUCAUUGCGAUCUGUCUCAGCCGUCCGAUUCAAGGGAACCCUUUCUAGAUUACGGAGAUUCUGGGUCUUUCGUUUAUUUUAUAUCUCAUCAACGCCCUGUUAUUCUUAAGUGUAUCGGUUUAGCUGUUGCUAAAACGUCCCAUGGAACUUGCUUGGUAACACCCAUAGACAAAGUGUUUGAAGCACUUGAUCUCCCAUUUAACUGCUUAUCGAAAUUUACAGAUGAAGCGACUAAAAGAGACGUCAUUUCUGUUAUGUUAUCUAAACUCAAUAGCAUUUCCAAUCAAAUGGCGACAAAAGACGAUAUCCAAAAGAUAGAAGGAGACAUAAGCAGUAUUAAGGACAGAUUGUCUUCUACAGAAUCAAAUGUGAAGAGACUUUUAGAGAGAAAUAUUGAGGAAACAAAUUCCGUAUAA
Messenger RNA from Saccostrea cuccullata (small rock oyster), 1838 nucleotides. RefSeq lists its product as uncharacterized. Bases 51 to 1838 code for a protein of 595 amino acids. Lineage: Eukaryota; Metazoa; Mollusca; Bivalvia; Ostreida; Ostreidae. The transcript has 3 exons. The record is from RefSeq and is a predicted model, not a curated record.